Messenger RNA from Peniophora sp. CBMAI 1063, 474 nucleotides. Lineage: Eukaryota; Fungi; Basidiomycota; Agaricomycetes; Russulales; Peniophoraceae. The record is from the annotation of a GenBank genome assembly.
AUGUGCACUAUAAAUCCUUCCAAUGAAUCUAAGGAGGCGCUGGCCUGGUGUCAACGCAAGGCACAGAAGAGGCUCGGCAAUGCGGAUGUGCUCGUCGAGGAAUUCGUUGCGCGCCCGCGGCAUAUCGAGGUGCAGGUCUUCGCCGGUACACACGGCAAUGCUCCACACUGUCAAAGUUUGAUGCGUCUUCUCACGUACGGGAACCAGAAGAUCAUCGAAGAAGCCCUUGAACCAGGACUUGCGCCCGAGCUGCGCGCGGACUUGUGCGCUAAAGUAGUCGCGGACGCUGAAGCGGUGAAAUAUGUUGGUGCAGGCAUGGUCGAGUUCAUCCUCGACCGCGACGAUGGACACUUCUACUUCAUGGAGAAUACGCGUCUACAGGUCGAACAUCCCGUCUCUGAGAUAAUUACUGAACUUGAGCUCGUCGGAUGGCAACUUGAGGCUGCCGCUGGGAACCCACUUCCGCUCACCUAA